Molecule: messenger RNA, 3867 nt
Organism: Trypanosoma grayi
Lineage: Eukaryota; Euglenozoa; Kinetoplastea; Trypanosomatida; Trypanosomatidae
Exons: 1
Coding region: 1-3867 (1288 amino acids)
Source: RefSeq, a predicted model, not a curated record
AUGGUCUCACAGGUGUCACCGACUCACAUCUUCCUUCAGUGGUUCAGCAUGGCCCUGCAGGUUUUGGAAAGCCGCUUUGCACUCCGGAAAGAUGCAAAUCUUUUCGUGGCUGCUUCUGACGAGAAGAUGGAUGUUAUCUGGCGUUUCCUCUCGAUUUUAUCAUGGAUCAUAUGUAUUGUUAUGCGGAGAUAUGACACGGUUCUUCGCGGGUGCUCUCCGAUUGCGCUGGAGACACUUAUUCCACUGUUGCGCGUCGUCCUCGUGGAGGACGACGCAAUGUUGAGGCGAGAGGAGCUCAUGGCCUUGUCAAAUGGAAAUGGCACCACUCAUCGACUACAAGGUAUGACAAGCGCAGCUGUGCGCAACAAUUUACCGCAGCAAAAACGAAAAGAAUGUGUUGGGCCUCGAACAGCGUUUGCAGUGGAGCUGUUCACGUGGUUUACUCUAAUUCUUGCACUGCUGGACCUGACGAACAUUCACCGGCUCUCGGUGGCGCUAUUUUUAGCCAAUACUAUUCAUUGGAUUCGCCUCGGGCCUGUUUCGGCUAGUUGUUUGGUGGCGCUCUAUAUAGUCAUAACCUACCUCUGGUACCCCGCGUACCCUCUGCGAGAUACGUUUCUUACUCUAUCAGGACAACGUUCAUGGACGCAUCACAUGUAUUCAAGUUACAGUCUGGCGUUUUCGUUGACGUUACUGAUGACGGACACACAGUUCCUCCAGCGUGCACGGUACGCAGUUGUCUCAAGGGCCAUCAUGCUGCCUUCUUCCCUAGAGAAGAAUCUCGCCAACACACCGCUGAGUAAAAUGUGCGGUGUAGUGCAGAAAUUUUCAGAUGUGUUCUUUUUUGUGGGAUUCAAUUUUUGUAUGGCCCUGGGCGUGUGGUUCACGGCUAUGAUGUUCGAGUGGGGACUAGAGGUGCCGUGCACGGGCGUCAUAUGUGCUUUAUUAACUCCUCCAGUCAUUUUGGGUGCGGAAUGGACGCGGGAUUUUAACAGGGCACUAUGUGAGGGGAUUCUCUGCUUCGUAGCAUAUCUUGUCAUUGGGCUCUCGGUGUUCCUUUUCGUUCCGGCGCACUCGCUGCCUUUCACAGCGAACUGCAUGGCAUCUGCAUUUUUUGUUGUGUACAUGGCCGCACAUUCACCACGGCGUGUUACGUCAACGCUGCCGCUGACGCUGUUAUGGUUGGUGAUGGUUGGCAUGGACGCGUACUGGCAGAUGCAACGUGGCGCAAUGGGUGAGCUGCGUUCUGCGUGGCUUACCCAGCUUCUCUGUCUCAACGCCAUCACACUUGGGGGCCUCUUUAUGUUGUCAACUGCACUCCACGUGUACCGGUGGGAGUGGCCAACAGAGUCACCAGCAACAGCGACGGUGGCAGUGCCGGCUGCCGUGACAAAGUCUAUUGCUUCAACAAGGAGCGAACAAAAACAAAAGGAGAAGAUCACACCGACCACAGUCUCGCUUAACGUGGAGAGGGCCACCGCGCCUGUAGCAGCCGUAACAGCAACGUCACAACCCUCCGUAGCGAAGAAAAUUGAUAAUGGCAGCGAAGAGAAUGCACAAACUGUACUCUCGCCUUCAUCGAUGUCAUCGUCAUCUGUAUCCCUGCCAUCAGUGCCAAUGGAUGUGAAGACCGCAACAUUGGUGGAUCCCCCAUCGAAGACAAGCAAAACAGCACACAUUCAUGAGGGUGAUAAAGCAGUGGGGGAAGCCGUGCAACAAUCGUCUUCGGGCCCGAAGGAGAAGCAUAUGCGUGCUUCAAUUGAUGAACACGCGGAUGCUGAUGUCGUGGUCAAUACGGGCAGAAGAGUCUCUUCCUCUGCAGUUUCAGCGAGCCGCAAGAGUGUGCGUGUGUGCACACCCCCGCCCCCUGUCGCUGCUUCAUCAAAAACGGAGGAAAUGAAGCGUGAGGAGCCAAUACACGUGCUGAAUGACAAAAAAUCGUUGCCGCGGGUUACCGCUUUGGAAGAAGUGCAAGCCACGAUCGCUGCAAAGGCGGAAGUGGAGGAUGCGGCCACGUCGUCGGUAUCGUCCGUGUCAACGCGCAGGGACAGGGAAGAAGAACACACUCAGCCAUCCCCUGCCACCGAUGAACCGUUCAAGUUGGAACCAUCUUCAUACUCUCUGGCGCUAUCGUCUUCACCACUGCAAACGAGCAGUAGUGUCAGCAGCGUUGAGAGGAGGAGCAGAGCGGUCAAGAAGAAGACGCAGCAUCCUACACCUGCAACCGAGGAGGCUAUCAAGAAGGGUAGCAAGUCUACCGAUCCCACGACGACAACAUCGGGCCCAACGACAACGACCCCAACGCCACCAAAGGCAGUGGAGAAGGCUGUGACUAUUCCACUCCCAAGAGGUCUGAGGAAGGAUUCACUCCCUGCGUCUCGUCCACCUGCUGAAAUAUCGGCGGUAAAGGCAGCAGCAACACCAUCUGUAACAGCCCCAGAGCCAACCAAGACGGUGCCGCCCACAACCUGGCAGACGCGCCGGGCUGCUCCCGAGAGGGUUGGGAAUACCUUCAAGGAGAAUGUCACCAAGACAGGCAAUCGCAGGGUGGUUUUGACUCACGGCGCACAGUCGCCUCCGCCACCGUAUUCGGAGGCACAGAAGAUGUUGCAGGCAGAAUCUUCUACCGAAACAAAGAAGCACACUGUGGAAAGAUUUACAUCCCACGCAGAUGGGACCAAUAAUCUUAACAACAACAGCAAGCUCCACGCUACGGUGUCACAGCCCAGGAUUUUGGAGGGCAGGCGGUUUACUGCGGAGACAACGGCGGUGUCGGCGACGGUGAGCGGCACAGCGGCAUCGCGUUCAGAACCUGUGCAGCGUGGUGGUAAACAAAGACAAAGUAUCCCUGAUGGGCGUGAGAGCGCGACUCUUGAAAUCCCACAACCACGCUCCACACGGACUGUCCAGGCGGCGGCGGCGGCGGCGGCGGCGGCGGCUCCGCCUCCGCCUACUGAAACAGUGUUGGAUUCGCCAACGCCUGAUACACCCCCUGUGCAGCCGAGUCUGCUGGGUAUUGGUAGUGAUGCUCGUGAGAAGAUGCUUGCACUAUUGAGUGACAAGUGCUCGGUGGAGAUGUCGUCACACGGCGACGAUGACGUGCCCCUGGACUUUGCACAUCUCCACAUUGAAUCACCGGCAAGAAGCACACCUAAUUCACCGCGCCACCAUGUGCCUGUUCCGACGUACGAGGCGUCACGUGGCAUGCCGCCAUCUGCCCGACACGCCCUGGAGAACUUCGCAAAGGCGUGGAUGCCGCAUGCAGAGGCGCCGGACACUGACUCAAACGACAGAUCUGCACGGGAGACAGAGCAACGUGACGUUGAGCUUAAUGUGAAUACAGUGCCCAUUUCACGCGUGGCUGUGAACCGUGAGUAUCCUAUGCAGAACCUCUUGGCUCCAUCUGCAGUACCGCAUGCGCCCACGUUUACUGAACCGCGAAGCAACUUACUGAGACAGAAUCCACACCCGAUGAUUGUAACGGAAGACACGGUCGAGAGAAACAGCUCGAAUUCAUUCCAGAUGACUGCGCCAAAUCUUCGGCCACACGUCGCGCCGCUAACGCACGUUGAACCUCACAUGGUUACAUUGCCGCAAUCACAGAUUAAUCCGCAAAUGCCCAUGAUGCUCGUGCAAAUGAGUGAUGGACGGAUGACCCUUUGUCCCGUUGUUGCCUCUUCCUACACCGCCGCAACGCAUGCUGUUCUGACAUCGCCACAUUUGAAGUCAGCUGUGAUACCACAGCCGCCGCCGCCGCAGCAGCAGCAGCAGCAGGCCAUGGCUUACCCCCAUGUCGCUCUUGCUCAGCAGCAAGUGUAUCAGGGGGGGUGGACGCAAAUGAGUCCGUACCAGAGUCCGAAGAAGUAG